CCUACACUUUUAUUUAGUUUUGGACUCCUCUUUUUUCUAUCUCGUGACCACCACUUAGCUCACUCGUGGCCAAGUCGUGUCCUCGUGUUACUAAGUCGAGGCCAAGAGAUAAAAAAAAGAAUUCACUCGUUUCGCGUUGCAACGCUUUAAAAUGUUCAGGUUUUUAAAUCGUAAAAAAUGCACAUAGUGGAUAUUUUAGAGCAUGGUAAAUAUUCAGUUUACUGUUUCUUCACACAUAUCAUAACUACAAUGAAAAUUUGCGAAUCUGAAACAUUAAAACAAAUUUUUUUUGUCAAUUUACCAAAACGUGAAAGAUGUGGACCUAUCCUUUGUAUAUAUUUUUUACAGAACAAAAGAAAGUCGGCUCUAAUCAAAUAUUAAGUUUGUGAUAAUCAAUUGCAUUAAGACAUUUUCGGAAGGCGUCACUAUCAAGAAGUCUAAACAAAUAUUAACACUGUUUUGUUAACCGACGAUAUCUUUCGGUGGCGAAACUGAAUCUGUUGGGUGUCGGAUUUUCUACGAUACUACGAGAGUUUCUUUAGUUGCGUCCCUUUGAAAUAAAUUUGUCAUAGAUAACAAGAGCACCUAUUUUGAGAUGCGAUGUCUGAAAAAUUCUUCAAAAAGUUGCCCAAAGUGGAACUGCAUGCACACAUCAAUGGGUCAAUAAGUGAGGAUACCAUGGCAACCCUGGUUGCUAGGAAGCAAGCAGUGGACCAGGACUGGAGGUUGAUGUACAGGAAAGGAGAAUCUGACACAUUGGAAGGAGUUUUCAAGAUGUUUAAGCUGAUACAUCAGAUAACAGACAACACUGAUGCUGUAUACAAGGUGACUUAUGAUGUGAUACAUGAAUUCGCGGCUGACAACGUGAAAUACCUGGAACUAAGAACCACACCUCGGGCUGAGCCAGGGACUGGGAUGACCAAGACUGCGUAUGUGGAGGCCGUGAUUCAGGCCAUUCAAGACUGUGCGCUCGAGGAUAUCGACAUCAUUGUGCGUCUGAUACUGGCCAUUGACAGACGACAUUCAGUUAGUGUUGCUAUGGAGACUGUAAACCUGGCUGCUGAGUACAGGAAAAAGACAGAAGGACUGGUGGUUGGUGUGGAUUUUAGCGGAGAUCCCUCUGUAGGGGAUGGUUCAGACUUCAUCCCUGUCUUUGAGGAGGCACGAAGGCAUGGGCUCAAGUUGGCUCUGCAUUUAGCAGAGGUACCUGCGCCUGAUGAAACCUGGAAGCUUCUGCAGCUACCUCCGGACAGGAUCGGGCACGGCACGUGCUUGCAACCGGAAGUGGGUGGUACCCAGCAGCUGGUGGACUUUGUCACUGCAAAACGGAUACCGCUAGAGUUGUGUCUCACCUCAAACAUCGUGGGCAGGACAGUGCCGGACUAUGACAACCACCACUUCCUGUUCUGGUAUGACAGACGUCACCCUUGCAUCGUCUGUACCGACGACAAGGGCGUGUUUUCCACGACGUUGUCAAACGAGUAUUCCGUAGCAGCGGACACAUUUAAUCUGUCACGUGACCAAGUGUGGCAGCUCUCAUUAGACAGCAUUGAUCAUUUGUUCAGUGACGAUGAGGUCAAACGGAAGUUACGUCACAAAGAACGGAAGUUGACAAGGAGUACCGGAAAUCCUGAUUCGCGCGCCAACAGUGAAGACCCAGAUCUCUGGGACCUGUUUAUGAUGAUGGGGACGAACAUUGAAAAACAUUGGAAAACGGAGAACAAAACAACACUAUACGGACAUCACUUGGCCAACGGACGAAAAAACAACGCGACAUAGAAAACGGAACUUCGAACGUAGGAAUGUUCGGCAGAGAACUAGAAUUUAUAUGGUUGUAUGUAACCUCAAUUGUUAGUGUAGUGUGACCUGGCGGCUAAAAUCGGAGAUGAGACGAAUAAAAACGUGAAAUCGAAAACGUGGUUUGUUGUACAAAAAUUACAAAGUGUGUAUAAUGGAAAUACAAAUUAUGAAGUACAUGCACACACAGCAAACCGUGUAACAGGUCACAUGCAAGUUGUUGACUGGAAUAAGGAGGCAAAUAAAUAUUCUCAUUUGAAAGACAUUGAAUUCCCAAGAGUUAACACAGUUAGGCCAAUAGUUGAUUUAUUAAUUGGGUCAGACCAUCCGGAAUUACAUUACUGUAUAACUGAAAUAUAUGGAAAACCAGGUGAACCCUUUGCUCGAUUGGGGCCGUUGGGAUGGACUUGUGUUGGAAAACCAACAGAAAAUAUGCAAAAUGAAAGUUACUUCUCAUUUUUUACUAAAGACAAUGAACUUGGAGAAAUUCUUAGAGAAUUUUGGGAGAUUGAAGAAAAUGUAAUAAAUAGCAAGAGCACUGAAAGGGUGAUUUCAGAAAUAGAUAAGAAUGUAAUGUCUGAAACUGAAAAAACAAUGAGUUAUGAUGAAAUGAGCAGAAGAUAUGAAGUGAAACUUCCUUGGAAUAAGAAAAAGGGGCAGAUAGUCAACAAUGAAAAUUUGGCAAUGAAGAGGCUAACAAGUACUCAAAAUAACCUAGCUAAGAGGCCAGAAGUGAAACAGAUCUAUGGUGAGACAAUCAAAAGCUAUGAAUCAAAAGGUUACAUAACAAAAGUUGAUGUUGAAAGAGAUGGGGAAACAAAAUGGCUACUUCCACACUUUCCGGUUGUAAGAUUUGACAAAGAAACCACAAAAGUAAGACUAGUUUUCGAUGCUUCGGCAAAAUACGGUUCAUUGUCAUUAAAUGAUGCCAUUCAUCAAGGUCCAAAACUUCAAAACAGUUUGUAUGAAAUUCUUCUGAGAUUUCGCAAACAUUCGAUUGCAGUAAUUUGUGAUAUUCAAGAAAUGUACUUACAAGUUGGCAUUGUUCCCUUUGACAGACAGUACCUUAGAUUUCUGUGGAAAGAUGAUAAAAGCAAUAAAAUAGAGACUUAUCAGUUCAAUAGACUGGGUUUUGGUGUGAAUGCUUCACCAUUUUUAGCACAAUUUGUGGCAAAAAAUAAUGCUGAACGCUUUAAGAAUGAAUUUCCAGUAGCGGCUGAAACAGUCAUAAGAUCAACAUACAUGGAUGAUAGCUUAGAUUCUGUAGAAAAAUUCAGAAAAAGGCAUUGAAUUGUACCACCAAAUGUCAUCUCUGUGGCUGAAAGCUGGAAUGUUUGCACAAAAACGGCUGACAAAUAGUAGUGAUGUUUUAAGAUAUAUACCGACAAGUGAUCGAGGUCAGGAAAUGCAGAUAGAAUCUGAAAAAAUCAUUGGAAAGAAAACUCUAGGUGUUCUCUGGCAAACACAAACAGAUAAUUUCACAUUCGAUGUCAACACACGCAAGUUAGUAGAGAAAAACUCAAAGCGAAAUGUGUUGAGUAUAGUUGCUUGAAUUUUUUAUCCAUAAGGGUUUCUCGCGCCAUGUAUUGUACAAGGAAAAUUGUAAUGCAAGAAAUGUGGUGCUUAGAAUAUGACUGGGGUGACCCACUGAGUAUUGAAAUGCAAGUCAAAGUAGACAAAUGGGUAAACGGUUUGCAAAGCUUGAAUAGUGUUAAAAUUAAAAGAUCACUGAAUUUCUCAGACAAAACAGAAGACUCGUCUCUUCAUGUAUUUGUUGACGCUUCAGAAGUAGCAUUUUGUGCUGUGAUUUAUGCACGACAUGAAAAAUCAGAAGAGAAGACAGACAUUCAUUUUGUAAUAGCAAAGUCACGCGUGGCCCCAUUGAAAUCUACAAGUGUACCUAGAUUGGAGCUUAUGGCAGCUAUAAUAGGACUGAGACUUUCAUUAAUUGUCACAAAAGCACUGAAAAUAGCCAUGAAGAAAGUAGUGUUUUGGACUGAUAGUACAACCAUUUUAUGGUGGAUUCAUAACAGAAGUCGAACCUUUAAACCUUUUGUUGGGAAUAGAAUUGCAGAAAUUCAAACAAGCACAACUCCAAAUCAGUGGAGGUACGUACCAACACAAGAAAAUCCAGCGGAUAUCGGUUCACGAGGUGUAGAAGGAAAUGAACUUGUUGAAAACAGGAAGUGGUGGAGUGGACCAGACUAUUUACAAAAGGGAAAAGAUAAAUGGCCUGAAAAUAAAGUAGUUGAAUGUAAAAGUACAUGUACCACAGAAAUCCGAAAGAAUGUAAAACAAGUCGAAAUUGAUGUGUCAAGUGUUUACACAACUAUAGUCUCAGAAGAUCGAUUGGAUCCAAAAAGAUACUCAAGGUGGCUGAAACUAGUUAGAACUGUAGCUUGGAUACUCAGAUUUCUGCACAUUGCCAAAAGUGCAGUUGAUAAAAGAAAGCAAAAAUAAAUCAAUGCGGCUGAAAUUCGAGAAGCUGAAAUAGUAUUGAUCAGGAGAUCACAAGUUGAAAAUUACACAGAAUAUUACAAGAGUCUGUCCAAUGGAAGGGAGCUAUCAAAGAACAGUAAAAUUGUACGAUUACACCAAAUAAUCGAUGAUGAUGGACUGAUACGUUGUGAUAGCAGACUCAAAUUUGCGAACUUUUUAUCAUAUGACACCACAAGAUUUCCUAUUGUGUUACCAAAGAAAAGUACAAUAACAAAAUUUAGUGUGAAACAUCACCAUGAACUGAAUUAUCAUGCUGGAACUAAUCAAGUAUUAGCUUCAUUAUCAAAAAGGUACUGGAUCGAGGCUGCACGAGAAAUCAUUCGACAAUGGGAAAAUGAGUGCAGUUACUGCAAAAGGCAAAAGACCACACCCUCGACUCAGAUUAUGGCACCACUACCAGAUAUCAGGUUGAACAUGCCAUUAAGAGCGUUUGCGCACUGUGCCGUUGAUUAUGCGGGUCCUUUUCUUACAAUUCAGGGACGUGGAAAAAGUAGACAAAAACGAUACUUGUGUUUAUUCACUUGCAUGGCUUGCAGAGCAGUUCAUCUAGAAAUGACUUAUGGACUUGAUACAAAUUCAUUUCUUAACGCAUUUGGUCGUUUCACAAAUAGAAGAGGUGUUCCGGAAAAAAAUGAAUUCUGACAAUGGUACGAACUUUGUGGGAGCUAAUAACGAGUUAAAGGGACUUGUACAAGAGCUGAACAGGGAUGAAAUCGUCAGAAAGACUGCUGACAAGGGAAUUCAGUGGGAAUUUAAUCCACCAAGUGCGCCUCAUUUCGGUGGAGUACAUGAGGCGAUGAUCAAAACAGCAAAACGAGCUAUAAGCAAAAUACUUCAAAGUGCGGACAUUCAUGAUGAAGAGUUAAAUACCGCUUUCAUUGGAGCAGAGGGACCUAUUAAUAGCCGGCCGCUGACAUAUCAGUCGGCAAACCCAGCUGAUGACAUUGUAUUUACACCAAAACACUUCCUCCAUGGCAAGGUGGCAGGUGAUUUCGCUCCAAGUUCGAUUGACACUACAGCAUACAGCCCGAGGAAACGUUGGAGGUAUAUCCAACAACUUAUCAGGCACAUCUGGCGUCGUUGGCUACACGAGUUUUUACCAACUCUAGGUACCAGGAAAAAGUGGUUCCAGACCAAGGUCGAUUAUCAGGUUGGCAAUGUCGUUAUCGUUGUUGACCCCGACUCCCCUCGAGGUCACUGGCCGCUUGGAAAAGUAGUCGAAGUAUUCACAGGAUCUGAUGGCCACGUUAGAGUGGUAAACGUUCGUGUGGAUGGGGCGAUACACAGAAAACCUAUUACGCGAUUGUGUUUCCUCGAACAUAGUGACAAAUAAAGGAUUCAAAAGUUAUACCAGAUGUGUUUCGAACAAAUAGUUUAUGGUUUAUCUUUUGAAGAAAGCAGUGUUAAAGGGCAUAAUAAUCCCAAGCUUUCUUUCAUGUCUUAAUUCCUUAAUUUCAAAAUUUUCAUUUUCAUGUGUGGCAUAGUGUUAAAGGGCAUAAUAAUUCCCUAUAUGCCAUCACAAUUUUAGUAAUUUUAAUAAUGAAGCAAGCAUACUGAUAGGAUUCACGAGACCAUCUCAGGAACAUUUUGAAGAUCAGUGUGGGAACAGAAACAAGAUAACUGUAAAAUUAAUCUUUGUAUGUAAUAAUUGCAGUACUUUGUUACUAAUGUCAUUUUAUUCUAAUGUUUAUGAACACUGCUUGUUUGUAAAUAUUGAUCUUUUUAUUAUUCAUGAUCACAAUGCUGUGUUCAAACUGGUUGUGUUCUGGUAAAAAUAAAAUGAAAAUUUAUUGUUAUAGAAGGAAAUUGAAAAUGUAAAAAUAUCAUAAGACAAAUCUAUUUUGACUAUAUUUUUAGUUCUUUCCAUUACAUGAAGCUAGAUAUGCAUUCAUCUUGUUUUAUAAUUCAAAUAGAAAAAUUGACUUCACAAAUUUGUUAACCUAUUACUUGACUUUAUUUCCAAAUAAGCUUUAGUAAAGAUGUGUUACCAUAAAAAAGUGUGAAAAACCAGAUAAAAGGGGAUUAUAAUGCAAAUUAAAUAAUUCAUUAAGUUAGUUUAAACAUUUCUAUAAAGGGAGGUAAAUAGGGUGAACUUCUAUGCUGUAUAGUUGAGUUAUCUUUCUUGAAUAAUUACUCGAGUAAUUGAUAUGCAUUUUCAGAUGUCAGUCAGUUGUCUGUGUUGUAAAAUAUUGUUUAAGGAGGAAUGAUUAUAAUGAUUAAUGGACAAGAUAGUCUGCAAUUCAAGUAAAUUGAUAUGCGAUAAAAUUUGAUAUUUGUCCUUGUUAUCAAUAUUAUACAUCAUUGUUUAUAAAAUUGAUUAGUAUUCUAACAGUUGACAAAGUGUUAAAUGGUCAUGUACAUGUACAAUUUUAGUCGAAAUUAGAUUCUUGAUUUCACAAAAAAGAACAUGUACUUAUAGGGAUGUAAAGUUUGUGUAUAUGUAUUGAUUCAAGGAAUCAAGUACUCUUAUCGAGAAAAUUAGGGAAGAUAUGUAUAGCAACAGGUAUAUGUAUGCAUGUCAUAAGUACGACUAUCAGUUUCAUGAUAAAAACCAAAUAUGCGAUGAGUUAACAAAAAGAAUUGUAAUUAUGCAUCCGAUUAUAAUUCCAUUGUUACUGGAAUUAAAGUAUAAAUGUGU
This is a messenger RNA of Dreissena polymorpha, 6934 nucleotides long. Its product is annotated as adenosine deaminase-like protein. The record is from RefSeq and is a predicted model, not a curated record. The transcript has 12 exons. NCBI's taxonomy places the organism in Eukaryota, Metazoa, Mollusca, Bivalvia, Myida, Dreissenidae. Gene Ontology annotation, molecular function: adenosine deaminase activity. Bases 601 to 1779 code for a protein of 392 amino acids. Gene Ontology annotation, biological process: inosine biosynthetic process; adenosine catabolic process.